AUGAACAAGCAAGUCAAUUUAUAGCCAAACAUCUUUAUUGAUGAAGAAAUGGAUUGCGAUUCUAAAGACUUUGAUGAGGGAUUCUCAGCUGCAUAAUCAUUUAUUGAUCCUAAAAUAUAGCAUUGCACUUUAGAUGGCUCAAUUCUUAAAAGCUUCGAUAAAGUAACCUAGUAUAACAAUUAAACUUAAUCUCCUUCAAAUGAAGAUACUAGAGUAUAUAAUUUAUAUUUAACCUCUGUAUUCUAGAUAAUAUAUAGCAACUAAUACAAAAUGAAAAAUGACUUCACUAGAGGAGGAUUGCAACUAUAGCUCAAUAAUCUAGUCUAGUCUUUUGCUGCCUCAACUACGGUCUCUCCUACAAAUUUAAAUUAUUAGUCAGUGAGCACUAAUUUUUAAUCAGUAAAAUCCCCAAAAGCCAUUAACAUUCAUGAGAACUACAGUUCCUAGAUUAUUAUAAAUAAAGAGAGCAUGAAAGACUUCUAGUAAUUUAAAGCUAACUCUCCUGAUAAAAAUAUACAAAAGACAAUUCUCUCAUCUCAUUAAAGGCAUUAAACUUUGACCAAUAACCCCUCUAUUCCCGCAUAGAAUAACUAAGGCAAAGGAAAUAGUACUGCUUCCUUUGGCACUGAGUAAAUCCCAUACAAGCUAGGAACAACUAAAUCUCAAAAAAUAUUUCAAAAAGACGUGAAGAAACCUGCUACGACUAGAUACUCGGGGGCGAACUAAAAAUAGAAAGAAAUUGCUUUUAAAGAUAAAAAGAAGCCAAAGGAGGAAAAGCUGCUAAUUAAUGAGCCAUAGAGUGUGGAAACUCGCACGAGGCAGAACAGCCAGUUAAUUGCACCCUAGCUCAAACUGGAUGUCCUUUAGUAGCUAAAUAUGAAUACUAUGACUAAUAGAGUCUCAUAAUACAGGAAUAAUUAGAUGGGUUAGAAAUUGAUUACUUAAUCAUCUGCUAGUACUAUAAAAUCAACAAUACUAGAUGAGAAAUCGCCGAUGAACAACUUUGAAGAGCCUUUCAAUAUUCAGGACAAAACACAAAACAGGAUACAAAAAUAGCCAUAGAGUAAGAUCUCUGAUUUUUCUCAGAGAAAGCAGAGAUCAUAGGAACGAGAUAAGUAUAGUAGUUUCCAUAAUACUAUAGACAAUAAAAUGAUGAAUACAAAAAAUAAUAACACUAUGAGUAAGGAAAAUGUAGAAUAAGACAAUUAUAAUCAAAAGAUAACUUAACUAAUGCAGAAAUUUUUGAGAGGUGAGAUUAGCAAGGAAAAGUUCAUAAAGUAGUAAAAAUAGCUGGAUGCAAAUAAGCUAGCCUAAAUUAACCCAACACUUGGCUAGUCUCAAUCUUAAGCAGUAUUUAAUUAUACACUUUCACCAAGAAUAGCUGAUUAAUCUGUUAAAAUCCAUCAAAAAAAUAAGGAAAAUGUGAUAGCAAGUUUUACUAAUAGAAUGUCUGAUUAUCAAAGAUAGGUAUAGUAAAAGCGCUUAGACUAAGAAAGGUAAAAGCAUUAAUAACAAUAGGAAACUGUACUAAAUUAGUGCACUUUUAAGCCAGACUUGUCACUGACUAGAAAUUAAACCAAUAGUAUAAAUAUGAAGCUGAUAUCUGGCUAGACUGUUGAAGACGAUAAAAUGGGCCAAGAAUAGUCAUAAAUUUUGCUUAACAACAUAGGAUCUGAUUUUGAUUCAUUUUAUGCUAGAUAGCAGAUCUUUACUAGUAAGUAUAGGGAAAACCUUAGGAGAAAGUAGGUAGAACUUGCAGAAAAGGAGUUGUAGGUCCUCUUAGAUAGCAAGGGUAAAAAAGAGAAAUAGCAUAAAAUCUUCUUCUCAAAUGAUGACACUCAUAAUCACAGUGAUAAGAAAGUUAAAAAUUAUGCUGCUCUUGAAAAGAGUUCUAUGAUAUAGUAGUAGGCAGGAUCUCAAUAUAUGAAUUCAGGUAAAAAAUCUUCUAACAAAUCUCCCAAGUAAAAGUAAUUUAAAUACAACAGAGAAACUUCUUAUAAUAAAUUAGACAUUUCAACAAGGGGAUAAACCUAAAAUUAAAGUCUUAAUAAAUCUAAGAAAAGUUUUGUCCUUAAAAAUGAUGAUCAGGUUUUUAAAAGACUCUCAACACCACUUACGAAGUCGAUGAGAGAAAAAAGUCUAAGAAAUAUACUAAGUAAAGUAAAUGAGCUACAAACAUGCCGCAAUCAACUAUAAAAAGCUCUGAAUGAAGAUCCCAUUAAAAACCAGAAGAAGCAGGAGAGCUUGAUAACUUAAAGACUAGCUGCUGAAAUUUAGAAACGCAAAAAUAGCAAGGAAAAGUGGAAGUAAAAGAAUUUUAUACAAAUUUAGGAAGAAAUUGAAUAGUAAUUCAAUCAGAUGCUUCUCAAAAAUCAAUAUGAUAGCAUAGAUGAGUAUGAACUGACAAGCAUCUAGUUUUAAAAAUUGCUCUAAAAUCUAAAACUAAUAAACAAAGAUGAUAAGUAAAGUUAAAUAGUUGAAUAUGUCAUAGAAGAUAUUUAAGGUCCUCUGAUAAAGGAAAAUAUUGUGGAAUUCCUUAGAAAAAUUAUAUUCUGCACUAUGGAAGACAAGUAUUAAGCUAAAAGAUAUUAGUCCAUGUUAAAACAUAGAGAGGAUAGCAAACUUUCAUAGUUAAAAGGAUUUACUGGAAUUAUUAAUAAAGAGGUUAGCAUUUUAAACAUUUCUUAGAACCAAUCCUUGAAUCAUAGCUUUUCUCCUAAAAUAUCUGCAAGAAAUAGCAAUUUGUCCUAGAAGCGUAGGUAGAAGUAUCUCUAGCUACUCUCUCCUUAGACUGAUAAAUCCUUUGGAACAAACAAUAGCAUUGACAGAAGGCAAAAUCUUGGCCUUACAGAUCAGUUUGAGUAUCUCUAGAGAAUUAAAUCCUAAAGAUUGGAUAAGCUAAGAAAAAACCAGCAGGAUUAGGAAGACAGUUAAUGCACAUUCAAACCAAUAAUAAAUAAAAAAUCUCCUACUUCCAGGGAAAAGGCUUUGGCAUUAGCUUAACAGCAAGAUGUGUUCUCAAAGUUAAAUGAUUAUGCUCGUAUUAAAUAGUAAAAGCUGUAAAAAUAGAUAUUGCAAGAGAAAGCUGAGAAAGAGGCAGAGAUUGCAAGUCAAUAGAAAAAAAUGACUCAAAUACCUCAUAAAUAGAGAAGAUCUAUGUAGCCUUUAAAAGUGAGUUAAAAAUAAUCUCGGACUCCAAGUCCAGACAAAAAAAGGAAAAGUAUAAAUUAAGCAGGAGCACAUAAAAAUCAUCAACUUGAUAAUAACUACAUUAAGCAGGCACAAUAAAUGACUUCGCCAAAGCCAUUAGUCAAUCAAAAUAGAAUUCUACCUCCUGAAAAUUAUAUUAUAUAGGAGUUGAAUGAAUCAGCCUCUGAGAAGACAACAGAAAGUCUAAACAAAGAUAAUAAUCAGUAGAAUCCUUUAGAAGUCCCACUUCUUCACGUAGAUAUAAAGCACGGCAAUAACUAAGUCACUAGACUGAGUAUAUUUGAGGGAGACAAUGUGCCUCAAAUAGCUGAAGAUUUCUCUAAAAGAUACGACAUUACCUCUGACGUGAAGGAAAAAUUGAUUUAGUAUGUGCAGUCGCAAAUGAAACGACUUCUAAAGCAUCAUAGAAAUUAGCCCUGA
This is a messenger RNA of Stylonychia lemnae, 3630 nucleotides long. The record is from the annotation of a GenBank genome assembly. Lineage: Eukaryota; Ciliophora; Spirotrichea; Sporadotrichida; Oxytrichidae.